Messenger RNA from Phanerochaete carnosa HHB-10118-sp, 1260 nucleotides. RefSeq lists its product as uncharacterized. Gene Ontology annotation, cellular component: alpha DNA polymerase:primase complex. Gene Ontology annotation, biological process: DNA replication, synthesis of primer. The transcript is spliced from 5 exons. The coding region runs from base 1 to 1260 and encodes 419 amino acids. NCBI's taxonomy places the organism in Eukaryota, Fungi, Basidiomycota, Agaricomycetes, Polyporales, Phanerochaetaceae. The record is from RefSeq and is a predicted model, not a curated record.
AUGCUCACGUUCUACAGGCGACUCUACCCCUUCAAGUCCAUCUUCCACUGGCUCAACCACGAACACACGCCCACGAAGCUCUUUAUGAACCGCGAGUUCGCGUUUACACUUCAGGGUGACGUGUACCUGCGGUACCAGUCGUUCACAACCGCGGACGAGCUGAAGAAACAGGUGUGCGCGAUGAACCCGACGCGUUUUGAGAUUGGGCCGAUGUAUACCGCACGACCAAGAGACAAGAAGCUCGCGCGUCCGGGCGCGUUCCAACCCGUCAUGCGCGAACUCGUCUUCGAUAUUGAUAUGACAGACUACGACUCGAUCCGCACCUGCUGCUCGGACGCGUCGAUAUGCUCUCGGUGUUGGGCCUUCAUUGCUGUAGCAGUCAAGGUCCUCGACCAGUCUAUCCGCAACAACUUUGGCUACAAGUACCUCCUGUGGGUCUACUCCGGUCGACGAGGUAUCCACCUGUGGAUUAGCGACAGGGAAGCGAUGGAGCUCACAGACGAACAGCGAAAAGCACUCGUUGGCUGGAUGACAGUUAUUCAGGGAGGCAAGGAUCAGCACAAGAAAGUCAAUUUACGACUAAGCUUGAGGCAGCUGCCACCAUCAAUACUAGACUCGCUAGAAGUCCUAGUUCCAGCCUUUACCGAUAUCAUAUUGGACGACCAGGAUUGCUUCCGGUCUGAAGAGGGGUGGCGCGAGCUGUUACACCUCAUACCGAAGAAUUACGUGGAAUCCCUCGAAGAUAAGUGGGAGAAAGACUACGAUCGUUCGUCGCAUAGCAAAUGGGAAGACGUCAAGAAUGAGAUCAAGACUAAGACUCAGAAAGGGUCUCAACCACGCCUGACUGGUACCACCGCGAUGGAAGACAUCAUCUUGCAGUAUACGUAUCCGCGCAUCGAUGCUGAAGUUUCAAAGCACCGGAAUCACUUGCUGAAGGCGCCUUUCUGCGUACAUCCGAAGACAGGUCGGGUCUGCGUGCCCGUCGACCCGAGCACCAUAGACGACUUCAACCCUGAACGAGUGCCUACGGUAGGGCAGCUCCUGCGAGAGUUGGACCAGGCUAAAGACACCGGCGACGAGCAUCACUCAGAUUGGGAGAAGACGUCGCUGAAGCCUUACGUUGAAAUGCUAGACAAGCAUGCUCUGGAGCUGAUGGAGGAGGUCAGAAGGGUUAAGCGAGAACGCGGCCAAGGUGUGCAUUUAAUUCGGCGUCAUGGGUUGCACGCGCUGACAGGCCGUUUCUCAGACACGUCGUGGUAG